Hydra vulgaris (swiftwater hydra) is the source of this 892-nucleotide messenger RNA. RefSeq names its product PACRG-like protein. The record is from RefSeq and is a predicted model, not a curated record. NCBI's taxonomy places the organism in Eukaryota, Metazoa, Cnidaria, Hydrozoa, Anthoathecata, Hydridae.
AAUUACUUUAAAACCAUGUAAUUAAAAAUUAAUUUUAUGCUUGCUAUUUUAAAUUGAGAAUAAAUUUUUAAUAGUUUUGCAGUUGUAUAGCAUACAAAAAUUUUUAUGGCAUCAAAUAUUGUGGUUGCAUCCCCUAAAAGAAUAAAAAGUUCUACAGUAAAAGAGCAAACACCAGCAAAGUGUGAACAGUCAUUCAAAGUUUCUGAUCGAUUAAAUCCAAAAACAGUUGACCCUUUUAACAAAAAAGAACUCAAUUCAAUAUUUAUGUCAGCUUAUGCUAGAGGUGCUAUCCCUUGCCGUUUAGUUCAUGGUUCAGUUAAACACUCAUUGCAAUGGACAAAACCUCCUGAAUCAUUAGAAUUUGAUCCUUUAUUGCUUACGUUUGCAGAGGGUUUAAAGGAAACUUUACAUCCUUAUUCAUUUUUGGCCUACGAAGGUUUUAUGCAGUUGUUAAUGGUAAAAAAUGCAAAUGCUCAACUUGUGCCUCUACUACCAAAACUUACAUCACCUUUUAAAAAUGCUUUACUUGUAGAUGCACGAUUUAAACCCACGUUGGAAAUAAUUGUACAAGUCAGCAAUUUAACUGGAACUUCUUUCAAUCAGUCAUUAAAAAAUAUUUUGCCACAGAUUUCAAGAAAAAUCUCUAUAAAAUCAUUAAAAGACACUAUUGUUUUAUCUCUUCAAAAAAUUGAAACUAAUGGUGGGCCAGAAUGUUCUUCAAUAAUCAAAUUGCGAAUUCCGACGUACACGUCAGUACUGUAAACUUAGCAUUUUUAAUUAACACAUUUUUUUUUAUGUUAUACGUGAAGCAUUGAUGGGAACAAUCAGUUCAUACUACAACUUUUUUCCAAACGCUUUAAAAUGCUUUUUACGUAUUUCCAGAGAAACGCAA